CUUCUUUUUAACGAGAUUGCGCACGUAUAAUCUGUCUGAUAAGUUAACCCAAUGCAAUUGAAGUUAAAGCGCAUUGCUAAAGAUAUAAUUUUUUCCAAGAUAUAUUAAAAAUCAAAUGUCAUUUUUUGUGAAAUUAUUCCCUGAUGAAAAAAAAUUCUGCGAAUUAGUUAUUGCUUCGAAUAAAGCGAGGCAUCCAAGUAAAACCAUACCAUAUACAGAAACAACGAACAGUAUAAAAUUGCCAUUAAUCGCGAAAUUAAUUAGGUUACAGAGACGUCAAACAUUAAAAUCGUGACGUUACGUGUUUGCCAAUAUUGCGGCGGAAUUCCGCGAGUAAUCUGAAAAAUAUUUGUUUACAACGAUUACGAGCAUUGGCUAUAGUUAUUCUUGCUCGGUAACGCGAACGCACGCACAUGGACGAAUUUAAUUUAGAAAAUGAACGCGAUCUUCUAAAUUCCCUGAAGGAGACAAUUUUGAGCUCCACCGAGCAUAACUUGCGCGAAUUCAUGGACGACAUUCCGCAGAUUUUUGUCACUGACAAUCUUAAAGCUGUAUCUCACAAAGAGGAGACGAAUGGAGAGAAGACACAUACACUUUUCGAUAAAUUCUCAAUAUCGUCCGUUAGCACGUCAAAAGAUAACGUGAAAGAAAUUGCAGCGUUGGAAGCAAAAUGCGAAGAGUUGCGUGCUCAAGUCGAGCGUCUAACGAAAGAGAAAGAGGGGGCAUUCAAGGAGAUAGAACGUUUGAAAGAUCAAAUAUUAAAUCAGAGUACUUAUUGCACAAGCCUUGGUGCAGUAUUAGGUAAUCUGACAUGGCGUGCUUCUAGAUUUCCGCAAAUAGUCGACGCUUGGUUAUCAAACUUUCAGAAUAAAAUAGGAGAAUUUUUGUCGCUAGUGAAUGGGACUUUCGGCGCAUUCGUUAAUACUUAUAGAAGCGUAUUCCCUCCCACGAGCAACAUUGAGUACCAAUUUGUAAUGGGACUACUCGGCAUCGUCAGCAAUAUAUCGGCGAGCCCGGAAGGUCGUCAAUUUUUAAUCACAAAUUCUAGCGGCACGGAAUUCGUGCAAAAGUUAAUUAAACUGACGCCCGAAUUGCCGCCGGCUCCCGGGACGGUAUCACUGAAAAGAUUAAUGUUAAUGAUCCUGUACAACGUGAGCAUGAACAAGACCGGCUUGGAAUAUCUGCUCGAGUCACGAGUGGGAGACGCGCUAAGUCAUUGUUUGGAUGAUGAGGCGUCUUCGGAGGAGAUGCAGUUGCUCUGCCUUCGCGUACUGCAAUCCGUCACUUACGAUCUCGAUGAGCCGAAGUACGUUCACGAUUUGACGACGAUAAUACCGAUCGAAACAAUCGAGACGAUGACGUUCGCGAAACGGAGCGACAUAAGCGACGCGGCGAAACAAGUCGUCAAAAAUUUACGGCACAGUCAAAAAAUUACAAAGUAAUUAUUAAAUUAAAUAUGAAACCGAACGCGUUCCGUCAUGAGUCAUGACACGAUCGUGUCUUCUAUAUGAUUCGUAUAAAAGCACGUAUAAGUAAUAAAAUGUUUCAAUAUGUAUAAAUUUCUUCGCAGAGAUGAUGAUUAAACUUACAGUUGAUUUCUGACUAUUUUUUAAA
Wasmannia auropunctata (little fire ant) is the source of this 1614-nucleotide messenger RNA. RefSeq names its product heat shock factor 2-binding protein-like. NCBI's taxonomy places the organism in Eukaryota, Metazoa, Arthropoda, Insecta, Hymenoptera, Formicidae. Bases 414 to 1442 code for a protein of 342 amino acids. The record is from RefSeq and is a predicted model, not a curated record. The transcript is spliced from 7 exons. Gene Ontology annotation, cellular component: cytosol.